Dromiciops gliroides (monito del monte) is the source of this 981-nucleotide messenger RNA. Its product is annotated as olfactory receptor 11H6-like. The record is from RefSeq and is a predicted model, not a curated record. The transcript has a single exon. Gene Ontology annotation, biological process: G protein-coupled receptor signaling pathway. NCBI's taxonomy places the organism in Eukaryota, Metazoa, Chordata, Mammalia, Microbiotheria, Microbiotheriidae. The coding region runs from base 1 to 981 and encodes 326 amino acids. Gene Ontology annotation, cellular component: membrane. Gene Ontology annotation, molecular function: G protein-coupled receptor activity; olfactory receptor activity.
AUGACCAUUUCUGUCUGUUCUACAGGUUCAGGAAUCAUGAAUAUAUCAGGAAAACAGAGUGUGACUGAGUUCAUCCUCCUAAGCUUUCCUUGUUCCAGGGAGAUGCAGAUCCUCCUCUUUGGGGUUUUCUCUCUGACCUAUGUCCUGACCUUGAUAGGGAACGGGUCCAUUAUCUGUGCAGUGAGGCUGGAUCACCACCUACAUACCCCCAUGUACUUCCUGCUGGCCAACUUCUCCUUCUUGGAAAUCUGCUACAUUAACACCACGGUUCCCAAUAUGCUAACCAACUUCCUGUCUAACACUAAGACUGUCUCUUUUACAUCUUGCUUCCUCCAGUUCUACUUUUUCUUUUCCACUGGUAUCACUGAGACCUUCUUCCUAUCCCUGAUGGCUUUUGAUAGGUUCUUAGCCAUUUGUCAACCACUGCAUUACCCAACAAUCAUGACUAGAAAUAUGUGUGCCAAACUAGUGUUUCUGUGCUGGGUAAGUGGCUUCCUCUGUUAUGCAGUUCCUAUCUAUUUAACUUCUCAAUUGUCCUUUUGUGGCCCAAAUAUCAUUGAUCAUUUUAUUUGUGACUCAGGACCCUUGAUGGCUCUGUCAUGCACCUCUGCCCCAGGGAUUGAACUUACUUUUUCUGUUUUUGCCUCUCUUGACAUAUUUAUCACUUUCCCUUUCAUCCUUGGAUCCUACACUCUAGUAUUCAGGGCUGUCUUGAGAGUCCCUUCAGCUGCAGGUCGGAAGAAAGCCUUCUCCACAUGUGGGUCUCACCUGACUGUGGUCUCUCUGUUCUAUGGGACCCUCAUGGUCAUGUACAUCAGCCCAAACUCAGGAAACAGAGUCACAACACAAAAGAUUGUCACCUUGCUUUAUUCAGUGUUUACUCCACUUGUGAAUCCCCUAAUCUACAGUCUCAGGAACAAGGAGAUGAAGAAUGCCCUAAGAAAAGUACAGAUGCGCAUGAAAAUUGUUCAAAAUAGUUGA